AUGUUAGCACAUAGUACUAAAACAUUUCCCGUUUUCAAACGAUAUUACUCAAAAACAAACCAAUUCAACAAUUCAAAACAAAUUCGUAAAUUGUUUUUCAAUUAUUUUAUCGAGCAAAAUGGACAUUCAUUUGUUAAAUCUAGUCCGGUUAUACCAUAUUGUGAUCCAUCUUUACUUUUUGUAAAUGCAGGAAUGAAUCAAUUUAAAAAUAUUUUUUUGGGACUUCGUACACCACCAUUCUCUAAAGUGGCAAAUUCACAAAAAUGUAUUCGAGUUGGUGGUAAACAUAACGAUUUGGAUGUAGUUGGUACCGAUGGAUAUCAUCAUACUUUUUUCGAAAUGCUAGGAAAUUGGUCUUUUGGGGCUUAUUUCAAACGAGAAGCAUGUGAAUUAGCUUGGGCACUUUUAACUGGUCCAUAUAAACUAAAUCCAUCGAACUUAUAUGUGACAUAUUUUGAAGGCAAUGCUUCUCUAGGUUUAGAAGCAGAUCUAGAAACGUUAGAUAUUUGGAGAACAAUUGGAGUAAAAGAAGAUCACAUAAUUCCUUUUGGAAUAAAAGAUAAUUUUUGGGAAAUGGGUUUAACUGGUCCUUGUGGUCCCUGUACAGAAAUACAUGUAGAUCACACAGGCAGCAACUUGAAUCGAUCAAGUGAUGUAAAUAAAGGUUUUUCGAAUUUAACUGAGCUGUGGAAUAUCGUUUUUAUUCAGUUUAAUAGAGAUAAAAAUGGAUUAAUAAAUAAAUUAUCACAAAAAUUUGUUGACACUGGAAUGGGAUUUGAGCGAUUAACGGCUUUACUCCAAGGAAAAAAUUCUAAUUAUGAGACUGAUUUAUUUUUACCAAUUUUUAAUACCAUUCAUAUGGCAAAUAAACAUAUUCCUAAAUAUUGCGGCAAAUAUGGAAUAGAUGAUAUAAAUGGACUUGAUACAGCGUAUCGUAUUAUUGCCGAUCAUGGACGAAUGGCAACGAUUUGUUUAUCAGAUGGAAUGAUACCUGAAGAAAAUUAUAAAUUAAGAAAAAUUAUACGAAAGUCAAUGAUUUUAAGGGAACGAUUUUUUCAAAAACAAGACAAAUUUUUACACGAUAUUUCAGAAAGUGUGAUCGAUAUUUUAGGAGAAACAUACCCUGAAUUAAUUAAAAAUACACAACAGAUUCAAAAUAUUUUAUCAUAUGAAGAAGACGUUUUAAAAUCAUUACGUGCCAAUACACCACCUGAAUGGAUGAAUAUCCUUAUUAAAAAUCCUGAAUUAGAAUCUACAAUAGACGCUGCAGAAGUUUCCAAUUUUGUAUUAGGUUAUAAAGAAGUUCUUAAACUGCAACAUAAUGGCCAUAAAUUAGACAAUAUUCCAGCAAAAUUAGCAUUUAAAUUAUACGAUACGUAUGGUUUGGAUAAGAAUAAAAUAAUCGAAAUGUCGAAAUUAUUUAAUCUUCCUGUUGAUUGGCAUGGUUUUGAUGAAGAAAUAAAAACCAUACGUAACAAAACAAAAUUUAGUCACAGUUUUCCAUCGGAACAAAAUUUGUUACUUAAUUUAAAGACCAUUUUACAAAGACAAAAUAUUUUACCAACAAAUGAUUCGUAUAAGUAUAACUAUUCUGUUGAUAAUGAAAGUUAUCAAUUCUAUGAUGUGAAUGCAAAUGUGAAAUGUAUUGUAGAACAUGGCAAAUCACUUGUGAUGAAGAGUAACGAAAAAAACUGUUCAAUAAUAUUUGAUAAUACAUGUUUUUAUUGUGAAGCUGGUGGACAAGAGAGUGAUAAAGGUCUAAUCAAUUUUGAAGAUGGCAAAGUAUUUCAAGUCGAAAGUGUUCAAAAUUGUGAAGGAUAUAUUAUACAUAGCGGUUCAUUUUUAACGCCCAAUGCAGUAGUAUCUGCAAAAGAAAAAGCUAUUAUGAAAAUUGAUCGCAUUCAUCGGAUGUCAAACAUGAAAAAUCACUCAAGCACACAUAUUUUAAAUGCCGCAAUCAAAAAAGUGUUACCUACUUCAACCAUUUGUCAAAAAUCAAGUCGAGUUACAGCAAAGGACUUAAAAUUUGAUAUCUUUGUUUUUGGAAAACUAUUGACAUCUGAUUAUAUUGAUAAUGUUGAAGAAAUUGUUCGCGAUGUGAUUGAUCGAAAUAUUAUAGUAAAUACACAUGUAAUAAAUGAAAAUGACUUGUUAGUAAAUGAUGUGGUGUUACUUCCUGGCGAAGUAUAUCCAGCUAAUGGUAUUCGUUUAGUUGAAAUUGUUAAUUCUGAUUUUCAAUCUAGGGAGGCUUGUUGCGGUACUCAUGUAAAAAAUACAUCACAUAUAUUAGAUUUUUGUGUAAUAUCAUUCAAACAAAAUGGUCGAGCGUCGUAUAGUUUAAAAGCUGUUACUGGAGAAAAAGCUAUUCAAGUAAAAGAAAAAGGGAAUGAAAUUGAAAAAUUCGUUAAUAAUUUGUAUCACGAAUUGGAAUUAAAUAAACACAAGACUGAGGAAACAAAAAGACACUUGAAAAACUUAAGUAAGAUUUUAAAUGAUACCGAAAAUAUAAUCCCUUACAACGUUCAUAUGAAAUGUGUAAAUGUACUUAAUAAUUUAAAAAACACGUUUAAGCAAACAGACCGACAAAAUUUAAGGGAAUUAAUGGAAAUGGAAAUAAAAUCAGCCGUUGAAGAAGUAAAUAUUAGCGAAAAGCCAUGGGUCGUACAUUAUUUAAGAUCUAGUUCUAUAGUACCAGGAGUUUCAUUACAAAAGGCUACCAGAUGUUGUAGUAAUUUACCCAUAGUUGUUUUAGCAUAUUCUGAUGGUACAGUUAAAGCUCGUUGUUGUGUUCCUAAGAAUUACGUGACUGAUGAUUUUAAUGCCGAGAAAUGGAUGAAAUUGACAAUAGGUACCAUAUUUUCUGGUAAUGUAUCAGCACCAAAAGGUCAAGAUCCGUUGUAUGUUUGCAAUAUGAAAGAAUCAAAAGUUAGCAAAGAUCAAUGGGAUGUUCUAUUACAAGUAGCAAUGGAUUCUGCCAAUAAAUAUGCUGAAAAUCAUUUAAAUAAAGUACAUAAAUUUCGAUCGAAUAUGUAAAUGAUUGUAUUAAUAAAAAAGUUGGCAUCCCCAAAAUAA
Chrysoperla carnea is the source of this 3072-nucleotide messenger RNA. RefSeq names its product alanine--tRNA ligase, mitochondrial (gene AlaRS-m). Gene Ontology annotation, cellular component: mitochondrion; cytoplasm. The transcript has 13 exons. Bases 1 to 3033 code for a protein of 1010 amino acids. Lineage: Eukaryota; Metazoa; Arthropoda; Insecta; Neuroptera; Chrysopidae. Gene Ontology annotation, molecular function: nucleic acid binding; amino acid binding; alanine-tRNA ligase activity. Gene Ontology annotation, biological process: alanyl-tRNA aminoacylation; tRNA modification. The record is from RefSeq and is a predicted model, not a curated record.